Messenger RNA from Chondrus crispus (carragheen), 1059 nucleotides. RefSeq lists its product as hypothetical. Bases 1 to 1059 code for a protein of 352 amino acids. The record is from RefSeq and is a predicted model, not a curated record. Lineage: Eukaryota; Rhodophyta; Florideophyceae; Gigartinales; Gigartinaceae. The transcript has a single exon.
AUGCAUCCUUAUCCCCCGUCCUCGUCGCAAUCGAGCGACUGCGAGGACCAUCUCUCCUCAGCCCAUAAACGCGUCCUACAUCGUCUCGCGUUGGGAUUUCGAGCUGGACUCCCACUUCGCAGCCUUCUAGAUUCUGCCAACUCGCUGCACGGCUCUUGUCCAUUCCUCCUCCCAUCAGCCCAGGACUACCUGCUCUCCCUAACUCUCGAUUUCACCCCUUCCCAAUGCCCCCCUCUCUUUUCCCUCGGCUCCCAUCGCAACGCCAGUCUCUUGCGGUUGAUGUUCGACGAGCUCGACCACACUCCGAGUCCAUCAUUCUCUGACCGUUUCCUCGACAACGCCACUGCCUUCUGCACUUCUCAACACAAACGCAUACCCAUCUCUACCCACGUCGUAUUUCAACUUCCAUCAAAGAAACAAAGCUCACCAAGACAAGCAACUUUGAAUGUUUCUACACGCCUCUCCGACACUGGAAGACGCGUAUGGGCCGCUUCUCUUGUCCUUUAUGCGCAUGCCGUCUUCCCCGGUGCAUUCGCUUCAUCCAUCUAUCAAGCAUCUGUUCUAGAGCUAGGCGCCGGCACCGGUCUCUCUGCCGCUGCCUUUGAGGAGGCCGACGUGCGUAGUGCUUGUCUCACAGACUGUGACCCUGCUGCAUUGCAUACUAUGAAGCAAAAUUCUUCCACUGUAGUCUCUUACCCCGCCCACUGGCUCUCUUUCGCCAAAUUAGACAUCGGUGAAAAACACUGCGUGCGCGAAGUCACAGACAAGAACAAGGUUGACGUCGUCGUAGCCGCUGAUGUCGUUUACGAUCCCGAUUUUAUACCUGCCGUUGUCGAUGCCUUCGAGAACGCCCUUAAAGCAAGUACGAGAGAGGGGUAUUUGUUUGCGACGAGUAGAACUGAGACGUCCGAUCAAUUACUCAAUGAAGCUCUCGGCCAAAGCGACAUGCAGGUCGCUGUUUUGCAAGACAAUGUCAACUUGGAUUGCUUUGGGUAUCUGUGUGACUGGCAUCUCGACAGGGUCAGGGUGUUUAGACUACGCACGAAGGGAUCUGCAUGA